AUGUGCAUCGCUCUCCUCACCACCGCCCACCCAGCCUACAAGCUCAUCCUAAUCGACAACCGAGACGAAUACAUCAACCGUCCCACCGCCUCCGCCUCCUGGUGGCCCGACCCCAACUCCUCUGUCUUCGGCGGUCGUGACCUCCUUCGCCCCAUCCAAGGAACAUGGCUGGGCAUCACGAAAUCCGGCAAAAUCGCGGUCCUGACUAACUUCCGUGAGGACACAGCGCCAGCACCGACGGCCGUCUCUCGCGGAGAGAUUAUCAAGAAAUUCCUGACGGAGGAUGUCGGGUCUACGGAAGAAUUUGUGCGUGAGGUUGUGAAUGAGGGGGUGGCGAGGGAUGCUGGGGGGUUCAGUUUGGUUUGUGGACGGGUGAAGAAGGGGGAUGUUUCGGUGGGGAGGCGGGAGCAAUUGGCGGUAAUGAGCAAUCGUGCGAGGAGUGGGGAGGAGGUUCCGUGGAUAUGUGGGGAUGUGGUGCAGACUGUUGGGUUGAGUAAUACUCACUUCGGGGAUAGGACGUGGCCGAAGGUGCUGGAUGGGGAGGUGAGGUUGUUGGAUGCAGUGCGAGAGAAUCUUGUAAAGUAUUCCAAGGCUUUUGAGAAUGUUGAAUCAAACGAGGUUGAGGGGUGGGUGGGUGCUGAGGCUAGGCAGGCGGAGGAGGCGCUUGUGAAAGCAUUCCUGGAAUUAUUGAGCGAUGAUGCGCUCAGUAGGAAGGGUCUGAGCGCUGAACAAGGUCUGGAAGCUCAUAUCUUCGAGUUGAGGAAUAGCAUACUUGUACCACCACUUGGACGAAAAGACCCAGCAGAAAUCAAGUCGCAACCAAAGGAUACAAAGGAUGGUGGUAUGGAUCUGAAAAGGGACGAGGUUGCAGCGGCACGAACGGAUGAGGUUGCAAAAGUGCUGGGUCACAAUGGGACUAAGAACGUGGUCGAGGAUGCGAAGAAGCAAGGAUUAGGAGUAAGUGGAAUCUAUGCAACACAAAAGCAGACUGUGGUCUUGGUCGAUCAACACGAUCGAGUACGAUUUGUUGAGCGAACGCUAUUCGACGAAAGCUGCGAGCCAGUGAAAGAAGGACAGGGAAUCAUCGACAUUCAGUUCAAAAUCCAAUAA
Molecule: messenger RNA, 1110 nt
Organism: Lithohypha guttulata
Lineage: Eukaryota; Fungi; Ascomycota; Eurotiomycetes; Chaetothyriales; Trichomeriaceae
Exons: 1
Coding region: 1-1110 (369 amino acids)
Biological process (GO): Golgi organization; protein secretion
Cellular component (GO): Golgi apparatus
Source: RefSeq, a predicted model, not a curated record